Messenger RNA from Musa acuminata subsp. malaccensis (wild Malaysian banana), 1873 nucleotides. Its product is annotated as sodium/hydrogen exchanger 6-like. Gene Ontology annotation, molecular function: potassium:proton antiporter activity; sodium:proton antiporter activity. Gene Ontology annotation, cellular component: endosome; plasma membrane. The record is from RefSeq and is a predicted model, not a curated record. Gene Ontology annotation, biological process: proton transmembrane transport; regulation of intracellular pH; sodium ion import across plasma membrane. Lineage: Eukaryota; Viridiplantae; Streptophyta; Magnoliopsida; Zingiberales; Musaceae.
GAGCGUGGGGAGAGGAAGAAAUCGAACACCCCGAAGAAGGAAUCCCAAUAUAUAUAUUAUAUAUAAAAAUAAAUAUAUAUAUACACAUAGAGAGAGAGAGAGAGAGAGAGACGAGAGAGGAGAGGCCAUCGCUGGCGAUGUUGAAGCUGAACGCGACGGCCUCCCCUCCCGGGAGCACCCCGUCGGAGGAGCCCGGGGAGGAUCAGCAGGCGGCUGGGGUGGGUAUCCUGUUGCAGAUCUCGAUGCUGGUGCUUUCUUUCGUCGUCGGCCACGUCCUUCGCCGCCACAAGUUCUACUACCUCCCCGAGGCCAGCGUCUCCCUCCUUAUCGGUUUAGUUGUUGGAGGAAUUGCUAACAUUUCACAUACAGAGGCCAAUAUUAGGGGAUGGUUCAAUUUCCAUGAGGAAUUCUUCUUCUUGUUCCUGCUACCUCCAAUUAUAUUUCAGUCAGGUUUCAGCUUAGCACCGAAACCAUUUUUCUCAAAUUUUGGAGCUAUCAUUACAUUGGCUAUUCUUGGAACAUUUAUUGCCUCAGUUGUGACAGGAAUUCUGGUUUAUCUUGGUGGCUUGGCAUAUCUAAUGUACAAACUUCCCCUGGUUGAAUGCCUGAUGUUUGGUGCUCUAGUAUCUGCGACAGAUCCUGUGACUGUACUCUCCAUAUUUCAGGAACUUGGCACUGAUGUCAACAUAUAUGCCUUGGUUUUCGGUGAAUCUGUCCUAAAUGAUGCAAUGGCAAUUUCCUUAUACAGAACCAUGUCAUCUGUAAGACACAGCAAGUCCUCAGGACAAAGUUUAGCGUUGGCCGUUCUGAAGUUUCUUGAGACAUUUUUUGGGUCAAUGUCUUCAGGAGUUGGAGUUGGAUUCAUUUCUGCUCUUCUCUUCAAGUAUGCAGGGUUAGAUGUUGAUAAUCUUCACAAUCUGGAAAGCUGUCUUUUUGUUCUUUUUCCUUACUUUUCGUACAUGUUAGCUGAAGGUCUUGGCCUCUCUGGCAUAGUUUCAAUAUUGUUCACUGGAAUUGUCAUGAAGCAAUACACAUUCUCAAACUUGUCUAAAAAUUCUCAACACUUUGCUCCUGCUUUCUUCCAUUUGCUUUCUUCACUAGCAGAAACUUUUGUAUUCAUAUAUAUGGGCUUUGAUAUUGCAAUGGAACAACAUAGCUGGUCACAUAUUGGUUUCAUCUUCUUUUCAAUUCUCUUUAUAGGAGUUGCAAGGGCGGCACAUGUCUUCUCCUGUGCUUGGUUGAUCAACAUGGUACGUCCAGCAUCUUCCCAGAUACCCAUGAGACAUCAGAAGGCACUUUGGUAUAGUGGGCUUAGAGGGGCUAUGGCUUUUGCUCUUGCCCUGAAGUCGGUGCAUGAUCUUCCUGAUGGACAUGGCAAAAUAAUUUUAACUGCUACCACUGCCAUUGUUGUUAUAACAGUGCUGUUGAUUGGAGGCUCAACGGGAAAGAUGCUUGAAGCUUUAGAAGUUAUCGGUGAUGCUUACAGUGGUCCGUAUGGAGAAGAGAACUUAGGGGACAACCAUGACUAUGUCGGACCAUCUUUUGAUGAGGGAACUUCUUCUGGGAACAAGAUAAGGAUGAAACUUAAAAAAAUCCAAAGCACCGCCUCAUUCACUGCACUGGACAGGAACUAUCUCACUCCUAUCUUCACAUCUAAAAAUGAUGUUCCCGAUGAGGCUCCUGAAAAUUCGAGAACAAAAGAAUUCCAAGUGCAUCAAUAAACACUGCAAUUUUUUUCUUUUUUCAGCAUGCCAAAGUUUAAGAGGAGAUUCUUUUUGGUGAUUUCUCAGAUGGUUAUCAUCUCUACUUUAUCAUACCAUGUAUAUAUCAGUUGGCUGAUCAUUGUCCAAGCAAUAGAUAACAGUUCCUUUCA